AGCGUGCUGCACUCCUCUCAGGACGACCCCGUCAAAGAUAGGCCCCGCCCGCUGUCCAGUAUCUCCCGGCAACACAAAAGCAAGUCCCUCAUCACCCGCACAGCUUCAGAUUUUGGGGGCGGAGCUUCAAUUCGCAGAGAAGAACUGGACCACGACUUAGACCGAGAGCCGGACUCGGACUCCACCAAACACUCGACCCCCUCCAACAGCUCCAACCCCAGCGGGCCCCCCAGCCCCAACUCCCCCCACCGCAGCCAGCUCACCCUGGACGGCCUGGACGAGCCCUGAGCCCCGCUGCCCCCUUGCACACACUUUAAGCCCCGCCCCCACAGACUUUAAAUGUGGGUGUGUGCUUUAUGAACAAAUCAGGCUAAAAAAACUGAGUUUAACUUUUACUUUAAGGAUUUUAUUGUGACGGAGUGAGUUUGAGAUUACUGCUGCUUUUAUUCUGAUAGAUUUUACCUGCUGGGAAGCCCCGCCCUCUGGUUUUAACCACGCCUCCGCUCCUUUCCUACCGCUGGCCACUGCGUCAUCCAGACUGGCUCAUGGGACCACUCACUUUCUGUUCUUCCUUCUCUGUAUUAAAAAACACUUUCCGUUGAGCUUCAGUGCGUGUUAGCCGCUGAGCUAACUGGCUAAUUCCUAAAAGACAAGAGGUCUCACUCUGAAGAAAAAACAACAACACUGUAUUAAUUGUUUUAAAGUUUUGUUAAAGUUGCACAUCAUCAUAAUUAUCGUCGUCGUAGAGGAAAAAUGAUCUUUUGAUUUGUACGUGAUGAUCUAUACUCUUCUCCUCACUCUCUCACCUUUAUUCUGACUCCGCCCCCUGCUCCACGGUGGGGGCAGGUGUGCGACGUCGCACCUGAACACUACUGCUUCUGUUUCUUCCAGAAUCACAAUUUAAAGAAUCUUUGUUAUGAUAAAACUGUUAGCAGCCAAAAAAAAAACAAACAAAAAAAAAAUGCAAUAAACGAACCUGAAGAGAAUCAGUGUCAGUGUUACACCUGCACAGGUACACAACAGUUUUGAUGUAAUUUAUAUUUGAAACUUAUGAGAUCACAAGAAGGCAUAUCUGCCAGCGGUGACACAGUGAUGACCCCCCCGGCCCCCACAUCAUUAAACCUCAUGUUGUUUUUGUC
This is a messenger RNA of Austrofundulus limnaeus, 1139 nucleotides long. Its product is annotated as serine/threonine-protein kinase MRCK beta. NCBI's taxonomy places the organism in Eukaryota, Metazoa, Chordata, Actinopteri, Cyprinodontiformes, Rivulidae. Gene Ontology annotation, biological process: actomyosin structure organization; peptidyl-threonine phosphorylation. Gene Ontology annotation, cellular component: cytoplasm; cytoskeleton. The record is from RefSeq and is a predicted model, not a curated record. Gene Ontology annotation, molecular function: protein serine/threonine kinase activity.